Messenger RNA from Sphaeramia orbicularis (orbiculate cardinalfish), 3063 nucleotides. It is a transcript of the gene frmd5b, whose product is annotated as FERM domain containing 5b. The coding region runs from base 405 to 2120 and encodes 571 amino acids. The transcript has 14 exons. Lineage: Eukaryota; Metazoa; Chordata; Actinopteri; Kurtiformes; Apogonidae. Gene Ontology annotation, biological process: actomyosin structure organization. The record is from RefSeq and is a predicted model, not a curated record. Gene Ontology annotation, cellular component: cytoskeleton. Gene Ontology annotation, molecular function: cytoskeletal protein binding.
CAUGGCAACGGCCAGAGGACGAGGAGGGGUGGGGGUGUGGGGGGGUGGUGGAGGUGUGGUGUGGUGAGGGGCUGACAGUUUAACCGGACCACAGAGAGCAGCAGCAGUAGCACUAUUUCCACUCGUGGCUGACUGAAGAAACGCAGCGCGUGUUAUCUCGACCAGUCUGGGCUCGCACACACACACACACACACACACACACACACACACAUAUAGACACACAGACACACACACACACCGAACGAUGCACCACCGCCGCCGCCGCUCCACACUGUCUCCGCCGCUGACCAGCAGGUGCGCGUCCGGGGAACACGCACGUCAUUAACGCCACAGAGAAUAAACUUAUAUGUCCGCGCGCUGCUGUGUGUCCUUCUCCCUGGUCCCGUGCGCAGAGGAUCGAGAAGAUGCUGAGCCGACUGAUGAGUAGCAGCAUCAGGAGUCUGGACCGGGAAUGCAACUGCACUGUGAGGCUGCUGGACGAUUCCGAGUACACCUGCACCAUCCAGCGGGAUGCCAAGGGGCAGUACUUGUUUGACCUCAUCUGCCAUCAUCUCAACUUGCUGGAGAAGGACUACUUUGGCAUUAGAUAUGUUGACCCAGACAAGCAGAGGCAUUGGUUGGAGUUUACUAAGUCAAUUGCCAAACAGAUGAAAUCCCAGCCUCCAUUCACCAUGUGUCUGCGUGUCAAGUUUUACCCACCUGACCCUGCUGCGCUGAGAGAAGAAAUCACCAGAUAUCUUGUCUUCCUGCAGGUUAAGAGGGAUCUUUACCACGGUCGCCUCCUCUGUAAGACAUCAGAUGCUGCUCUGUUGGCUGCUUACAUCUUGCAAGCGGAGAUUGGAGACUACGAUCCUGGGAAACACCCAGAGGGCUACAGCUCCAAGUUCCAGUUCUUUCCUAAGCACUCAGAGAAGCUGGAGCGUCGCAUUGCUGAGAUCCACAAGACUGAGCUGAUAGGUCAGAGUCCUGAAACGUCAGAGCUUAACUUCCUGCAAAAAGCUCAGAUGCUGGAAACAUAUGGAGUAGACCCUCAUCCCUGCAAGGAUGUGUCUGGAAACCCGGCGUUCUUGGCUUUCACUCCUUUUGGAUUCACUGUGCUCCAGGGAAACAGGAGGAUUCAUUUCCUCACAUGGGAGGAGGUGACCAAGCUCAAGUUUGAAGCAAAGACAUUCCAUAUAUAUGCAAAUCAGACAGAGGAUAGGAAGAUCAUACUGACAUACUUUGCACCAACACCUGAGGCCUGUAAGCAUCUCUGGAAGUGUGGAGUUGAGAAUCAGGCCUUCUACAAGUUGGAGAAGUCAAGUCAAGUCCGCACUGUGUCCAGUAGUAAUCUGUUCUUCAAGGGUAGUCGUUUUAGAUACAGUGGAAAGGUUGCAAAAGAGGUUAUGGAACAAAGUGCGAAAAUAAAGAGAGACCCUCCUGAGAUCCACAGGGCUGGCAUGGUCCCAAGUCGAAGCUGUCCAUCCAUCACCCACGGGCCUCGACUGACUAGCGUUCCAAGGACCCGACGGAGAGCGGUGCACAUCUCCAUCAUGGAAGGUUUGGAGUCCCUUCGAGACAGUGCCCACUCCACACCUGUACGCUCAGUCUCCCACGGGGACUCCUUCAUGUCUUCUCGGGGCCAGAUGGUGGAUGGCAGCGAGGCAAGCACAUCAGCGGUGAUCUCAGACGAGGCCUACAGCCCCUCAGACAGCGUGCUGCCCACCCCAGUCGCUGAACAUGAGAUGCCGGUGGCGCGUCACCUCAACGGGGCUCCCUGCAGCAUAGAUGAGGAGAAGGAGGCGGAGGCGGCGUCGAUGGAGGGGCAGGCGGCUGUGUUCAGGCCUGGCAGGAGAGUGCUGCGUACGGUGAGGAGCAAGUCCUCAUCCCAUAAUGAUGUAGAGGAGCUAAACAAGUUCAUUCUGAGCGUGUUACGUUUAUUCCUGGUCACCAUCGGACUGCUGUUCGCCCUUCUGCUGCUCCUCAUCAUGCUCACAGAGUCAGACCUGGACAUUGCCUUUCUGAGAGACAUCCGUAAGACACCUGAGUUUCAGCAGUUCCACUUUGAAUACUUCUGCCCCCUGCGGCGCUGGUUCGCCUGUAAAUUACGAUGGAUGGGAGGUUUCCUCAUCAGCAAGUGAGGCAACGUCAAAGAUACAGAGACUGACUGACACAUCAAAAGCCUCCACUGAUGGAGGCGGGACAUGGGGAAACAGACGGACAGGUGUUUGGAGGGAAAAGGGAACAGGUGGAAGCCCAGCUCCCAGUGUUAAAUCAGCUUUUACCAGGAAAGACUUCCUGUCACAAGCCACGGACCAUGAAGGACUUUAUUUAAUUUCUUUGGGCGUAACUGCGAGGAAAUAGUAUCAUUGCUCAUGAUUUACUUUUGACGUUCAGGUCAGUUUAAAUAUUUUAUUUUUUCACAAAAUCUCAGUAUUAGUGUUUGAUUUUAACACUGAAAAGGAAACCAAGUCAGAGUGACAUCACAGAAAAUAGUUGCCUUUAUUUUUGUAUUAAUUCACAUGUUGUUGCUUUAUGUAAGACAGAUGUGUUGGGUUGUUACGUGUUAUGUGACUUGACAGUUUGAAGGAAGUUUGGAGAGAUAACAAAAUAGGGGGCAUUCUAGCUCAUCUAAUUUUCAUUUUUAAGCCAGGAACAGUCACAAUGAUAAAGUGUGAUUAGGUGUGCGGUUUGAAAUUGUACUAGUCUCUGGGUGAUACAGAAAGUGUGAAAUGGAAAACUAAGCAGCGCGUACUGAAUGUAGAUCAGCCCGGAGUCAAAGCAUUUUUUGCAUUUAUUGUUUUGUUUUGGCUUUUUUUACGCAGUUUGAGGCACAUUUAUAGAGUUUGCUGUGUAGUUUUAGAACAACUUAGCACAGGAUUUUUGUUUGAAAACUUGACAUUUGGAAACCAGAUAUUUUCAGAUUUGUCCUGAUGUGGUACACAACCUCACGUGUUUUACAUACAAUCUAUGGUCUGAAAACAGUAGCUGUAGUCAGACCUUAAACAUCCAUUAACAGUGUUUUCACAUUCGUUUGCCAUUUUUAUCUGGACCCUAGAGUGUCAAUAAAGUUCAGUCAUCUAA